Neospora caninum is the source of this 783-nucleotide messenger RNA. RefSeq lists its product as hypothetical. The transcript has 6 exons. Lineage: Eukaryota; Apicomplexa; Conoidasida; Eucoccidiorida; Sarcocystidae. Gene Ontology annotation, molecular function: Hsp70 protein binding; Hsp90 protein binding. The coding region runs from base 1 to 783 and encodes 260 amino acids. The record is from RefSeq and is a predicted model, not a curated record.
AUGCAAGCAACUCAUCGAUUGGCGCCAGGGGCGGAGCUUGCCCUCGCCGACUUUCAGAAAAAGAUUGUCGACCCCGAGCACAAGCGGAAAGAGAAGGCACUUGGACUCUGGCCGGUGAAUCCCGAGUCACCGUUCGGAAAUUUCCCAAAAGAGAAAGGAGGUCCCGGUUCACCCCAUAAGAAUCAAGUGGCAGCUGCCCUUAGUCAAACAAUUACAACGCCUCUUGUUCGAUUCAAUGCUCGUGAAAAAAGAUUUCUUAGGAAGGGAAGCGGCAACCGAGUCCUGUGGAAGAUAGAUUUUGCCUUGCUCGACUACCAGUAUUUUCUGCCAUUAUUCUUCGAUGGGAUAAGAGAGAAAGAAGACCCAUACAGAUUCCUUGCUGUUCAGGGGGUGUACGACCUUCUCCAAGGCGCCCCCCAAAAGAUCCUCCCCGUCAUUCCCCAGUUGGUGAUACCUAUCAAGAAAGCUCUCGAUACACGGGAUAGCGAAAUAAUCGCAACAACUCUGAAAAUUCUCCAAGCUCUCGUGCUCUCUGGUAUACUUCGUGAAGAUAUUGGAAAAGCACUUUUGCCGUACUACAGGCAAAUCCUGCCGUGCUUCAACUUGCUCAUCAACAAUCACAAAAACAUUGGCGAUAAAAUCUGCUACGGCCAGAGGCGAGGAUGUGACCUCGGUGACUUGAUUGAAGAAACACUGCAUAUCUUGGAACUGAAUGGAGGGCCCGAUGCCUUCAUUAACAUUAAGUACAUGAUUCCCACCUAUGAGAGCUGUGUUGUCAACUGA